GGAACAGGGUUUGCAGAACUUGCGUAUGUUUGGGAUCCAAACACAAUUUGGACUCUCCUGGUCAGGUGCACCUAUCCAGAUUACAAUGCUUUCAUUUCUGCUACUGAAAUUGUUAACUCUGCUGAGGUAGGUGUUGGCCUAAAGAAGAUGAAGGGUUAAUCAUGUGGUAGAAUAUUUCAAUAUUUUCCAAGGGUACCACAUGGUGAUCCUCGUAACUUUGCUAAUUGUGCUAAGUUGAGAAAUUUUUUUAAAGAUUGCUAACUUUUUUUGUACUUGUCCUUUUUUCCUUACAUCUCUCUGAGGUUUCACUGAAUCCAGAAAUACAAUCCCUUAUCCUACACACAGAGGUCCAAUUAAUUUUUCACAAGUUCUAGGUGAUUGCAUGUAGGUGUAAAAAUGUUUAGGAAAAUAAAGGUGUGCGUAAAAUCAGUCUCUAACAUUUCUGGGGAUAUUGACCAGAAAUGGGAUUUGAAGUAGAUUUAAGUUGAUAAUUUUUCGAUGGACUCUAAAUAGUUUCCUAUAGACACAGAAUGCUUUGGUGUAGUUGGGUGACUGUCUGGUGUUGUGUAAAGGAUUUUUAAUCCCCUUGUACAUGAUUAUUGAUUGAUAAUUAUAUGUUACACAGUUUCAUAGCUUGUUAAGACAGUAUAUAAUCAGCUAAAGCUCUUGGGGGGCCAGCUAAGUCUUCCCGACUGCUGCGGGGCACACAUAACUCUCUCUCCUGUGGGAGUCAUUCCUGGACAAGACUUGUCAGGCACUUUCAAAUUUGAGUAG
Molecule: messenger RNA, 774 nt
Organism: Pocillopora meandrina
Lineage: Eukaryota; Metazoa; Cnidaria; Anthozoa; Scleractinia; Pocilloporidae
Source: the annotation of a GenBank genome assembly